Gryllus bimaculatus (two-spotted cricket) is the source of this 222-nucleotide messenger RNA. Lineage: Eukaryota; Metazoa; Arthropoda; Insecta; Orthoptera; Gryllidae. The record is from the annotation of a GenBank genome assembly.
AUGACCGAAUGUGUCUCAUUUGUUGCAGUGCGCCCCCUGUCACUGACGUUGACCGGCGUGGAACAACACACAGUGCAGGGCAGCCUGGUGACCUUGCGCUGCGAGGUCAAGAACGCGCUGCCUGCUGCGAACGUCACGUGGUACAACGGCACUACCCCCUACGACAAGAUUGAAUUGGACUCUGAGACCUACUUUCGGCACAGCAGCAAGUCCCACAUGUAG